AUGCGACGACCUGAGCCGUGGCAGCGCCUGCUGUCCCACGUACGCCACACCAUCGCUACACCGUUUGUUUUGCGAAUCGGCACCGGCCCGCCAGGCUCUCUCCCACCGGUGGCUGCCGCCCCCCACCCCCCCUCAGCUCUGCCUACAAUUGCUGCGAACUACUCUGAGCUCUCGGCUUUUGAAAAGGAUUAUGCCGCUCGCUGUUUGGAGUACGUUGCCCACCAAGCGGAUGAUACCCAGGUGGAGGAGUGCGACUCGAUUCCGCACCCUACCUCGUCGUCCUCGGUAGCGCCGACGCUCCCGGAGGACCCGUGUGCCUCGACGUGGCGCCCCCUCUUCGACCUCCUUGUGCUUCCCGACGGGUCCCUGUGCAUCGGGUGGUUUCGCCACCAUGCGCUCGACCUGCAGUGGGGGCAUCACGUGGAGGCCUACGUUGCAGACCUGUGGCAAAAGGCACCGCGCACGUUGUGGCUGCAUUGCCGUGAGAAGAUGAACUUCCUGGUGCGCAGGCAGCUGCCGAUGCGCCAUCGGCACCUAGCCGUCUUUUCUCGGAAGGACACGGUUUCUCCCGACGAGGAGCAAAGUUUGCAGGCAGCUGUCCGCUCUCUUCAUGCGGCGGCAUCGACCGCAUACCAUUUAGAAGAUAAUGUCCUGCUGCACGCCUCAACCUCGGGCAGGCCCACGCUGCUUUUUGUGCGAGCGCUGAUGCGCGACAUUGAGCGGCGCGAUCGGGAGCUCCCCACCGGCACCGCCGUUGCAGUAAUGCAACUUCUUGUCUUGACGUUCGCGACGUACUACGACGGCAUGCCGCGAGACAUGGCCGAGGCGAUCGCGGCCUCCGCAGGCCAGAUAUGUGCCUUGACGAGUGACUCCGGCUGCCACCAGCUCCUCGCUUGGGGAGCGCUGCUGGUGGGAUGCACGGAUGACCACGCAAAGGCCGGCAUAGAGGUCGUCCAAGGUGAUGCAGCCACACAGGCACUCACAUUAACGUUGCUGAGUUCGAUUGCCAUCCCAGGAGCGGAGCGAGAAGCGGCGUUGCGGUGGCACGCGGAGCAUCACCUGCAUCCGCUCUGUGACACUCUUGUCUCGGAAGAGGCACUACUGCUCGAUGCCCUUUCUGCUUUCCGCUCCGGCGCCCAAAGUGCAGAAUAUCGCUCCGUGCGUUCCUCCUGCGCGGCUACCGGCGACGUGCCUAUCGAUAGAGAUGCCACAAACAGUGGAGCUGCUCGCGGUGAUGUGGCCGCGUGGCACUUCAGCCGUGUUCUGGACCAGAAAGUGGGCGAUCCGGAGGACGAGGCGGUGCUGCGCUUGGAGCCGGCUAAGGAGUCAGAUCAGCUUCCUCUCCCGUGGCUACCCGGCACCGGCGUGGACGCCAAGGGCUGCUGGUGCACGCUCCUCACCCACUCGAGGAUCCUGCUGUCCCACAGCAAGGCUGACAGCCGCCACGCGCGCAGCACCGCUGCGUAUCGCCAUGCAGCCACAGUGAAGCGGGUGCAUUGUAUGCUGCGCAUCGCUCUGGUGCGGCGCUGCCUGUUUGAGACGACCGACGCCAACAUAUCCAGCCAGUACUCGAUCCUCACUCACCUCUUCUCCUCUGCUCAGGCCCCGUCGGCGCGCCUGACGCUCAUUCACCUCGCGACCACCCACGUGCCUCGGGAGGUGAUCGACCCUGAGAAGCACCAACGGACGCUAAUGGGGCUUCUCUUUCUCUUCCCAUCCUUGUCACUGCGCUCCCUUUAUGGCGGCACAGUGGCGCGUGCUCACGCGUCACUGUCCACCGCUGCUUGCGCGCUGCAGUGCACCUCGUGCCUCGACAAUUCUCAAACGUCUGCGGCAUCGAAUAGCCCCUUAACAGUGCGCAUUCCGGCCAGAUGCGCGGAGGGUCUAGCGACCCGGCUACAUGGUCGAGACACCGCGCUGAUUUGCGUGGUGCACACGGUGUCGAACGAACCUGACGCUGCUUUUCUUUUGGAUGAUUUGUGUAUGAACCUUCACACAAUUCUGCGCCGCUCUUGA
Messenger RNA from Leishmania major strain Friedlin, 2016 nucleotides. RefSeq lists its product as hypothetical. The record is from RefSeq and is a predicted model, not a curated record. Bases 1 to 2016 code for a protein of 671 amino acids. The transcript has a single exon. Lineage: Eukaryota; Euglenozoa; Kinetoplastea; Trypanosomatida; Trypanosomatidae.